AUGUUCUACUUCCACUGCCCCCCGCAGCUGGAGGGCGCGGCCCCCUUCGGAGCUCACUCCGCCGGCGACUUCGACGACGGGUUCCUGCGGAGGAAGCAGCGCCGCAACCGCACCACCUUCACCCUGCAGCAGCUCGAAGCCCUGGAAGCAGUUUUUGCUCAAACCCACUACCCCGAUGUGUUCACUAGGGAAGAGCUGGCGAUGAAAAUCAACCUCACGGAGGCCAGGGUGCAGGUGUGGUUCCAAAAUCGAAGAGCUAAAUGGAGGAAAACAGAGAGGGGGACUUCCGACCAAGAGGGCUCUAAGGAAGCAAUGGCUGAGGUGGCACCCCCUGUCAGGAAUUUAAAUUCCCCUUCUCCAGCAGAUCAAACCAGGAAUAAAAAAGAGAGCCUGGAGAUCCAGCAGAGCCUGAGCCGAGCAGUCGGUCCCACAGGACCUUUCUUCCCCUCCUGCCUGCCAGGGACUCUUCUCAACACGGCCACCUACGCACAAGCUUUAUCCCACGUCGCCUCUCUAAAAGGGAGCCCACUGUGCUCGUGCUGUGUUCCGGACCCCAUGGGCCUCUCCUUCCUGCCCACCUAUGGCUGCCAAAGCAACCGCACCGCCAGCGUGGCCGCAUUGCGCAUGAAGGCCCGGGAGCACUCGGAGGCCGUGCUGCAGUCUGCCAACCUCCUGCCCGCCGCCGGCAGCCCUGCGCCUCCUGCCAAACCCGGCCCAGAGGGCAGCCAGGACAAGCAGCCCUCUCCAGCCAAGGAGCACAUGGAAGGGGAGAAGAGCGUAUGA
Messenger RNA from Cygnus atratus (black swan), 783 nucleotides. RefSeq names its product dorsal root ganglia homeobox (gene DRGX). The record is from RefSeq and is a predicted model, not a curated record. Gene Ontology annotation, biological process: regulation of transcription by RNA polymerase II. Bases 1 to 783 code for a protein of 260 amino acids. The transcript is spliced from 6 exons. Lineage: Eukaryota; Metazoa; Chordata; Aves; Anseriformes; Anatidae. Gene Ontology annotation, molecular function: RNA polymerase II transcription regulatory region sequence-specific DNA binding; DNA-binding transcription factor activity, RNA polymerase II-specific.